AACAGUGCGUUUCAGCCGACCCAUCACAUCAAACUGCUAAAGGUCAAGGCUUUGAGUUUCUUCAGACCAAAACACAGCGAAACAGGGGAGAAUAGGUUAUAGAUAAAUCGAUUCAAGCUUCUCUGCUGCUCAUAGAGAGUAACAAUGGCUGCUACUGAAGAAGUGAAGGAUGUUGAAAGAGCGAUUGAGGAGGCCCCUGUUGGUGAAAAGAGAGAAAGAGAAGAGGAAGCUGAAACAAUGGCGCCAUGGGAGCAACACGCGAGCAUCAUAAGCAUCCCUCGUUUCGAUUACACAGCUCCCUCUUCUCUGCUUCAUCAUUCUCAUUCCGGCUUCCUCGUCACCUGCAGCAUCAAAAGGGAGAAGAGUGCUACCAAAGAGGUCAUGUCCAUCCUCGGAAAGGUGUUACUGCCCUUAGGUGAGGAGAAAGGUGAGGUUUUGAAGUCUUCUGAUGCAUCUAAAAGACUAAAACUUUGUGGACAAGAGACGGAAGAAACAGGUGAGAAUCCAAAUGCUGAGGAUCUCAAACCGGCCAAAGAGAGUGUUAGUGAAGAACAAAAGUCUCUCAUGUCAUUGGUUAAGCUGACAAAGAGUGGCUUGCUUCUUUUUACUUUCCCUGUUGACAACUCUACGGAUACUACAGAUAUAGUGUCGAGAGUCUUCCCGUUUAUGGAAUCUGGAGCUCUGAAGGCACCAGUCUGGUGCCAUCGGAUAUUCCCUGUUCAAGCUACUUGUGCUUUAACAGAGAAAGAACUUCAGGAAACAGUAUCAAAGCUUGUUCAGCGGUUUGUAGAUGAUAAACAAAACACACUCUCAACACCAGUGAAGUUUGCAGCUGGGUAUAACCGAAGAGGUGUGGAGGAGGCGAAAGGAAAGAUUCAGAAAGCAUCAGAGGUUCUAGAUCAAUGUCCUUUGCUGGACCGCACUAAAUGCUUUGAAACUGUGGCGGCAGGAGUGAAAGCCAUUGUACCAGAUUCAGUUGUGGAUCUCAAAUCUCCGGAGUUAUGUGUUCUGGUGGAACUCUUACCACUCUCUAGAAUACCAAAUGGCUCCUAUGUAGCUGCUGUUUCAGUGCUUCCACAUAGGCUAGUCAGCACAAAGCCGAAACUCGCCAUCAAGCCUCUAGUCCCUGAGACCAAACAGAAGAAGGGACAAAACUGAUGAAUGUAAUGGCAUAACAGAGCUGAAAAAGAUCAGUUGAAGUUGAAUCUCUUUGUUUUAGUUUAGCUUUUUCUCAUGGCAUUUAACAUGUUUGAUGAGCAAUGUUGUGUAAUUUCAAGAUCUUUCAAAGGUGUUUGAUACUUCAAAAUUACAAAAGCAAUUCGGUUUAAUUGGAUUCCGGUUUAAGUAAAACCCUCAUGGACUUGCAAUCAUAUAACGUUACUUGUAUUUGCACUCUGGUGCGAGUAAAGUUUUAAAAAUUAUAAUAACAAACAACAAAGAAAGAAGUGACAAAUACAAAAGUGGAUCAUAUCCUAAACCAGUAACCACACUUUAUCCCAGACUUUUAAAGAUAUUAAGAUACAAACAAACUCAGAAUGAAUCAGACAAAUAAAAAAAAA
Molecule: messenger RNA, 1559 nt
Organism: Brassica rapa (field mustard)
Lineage: Eukaryota; Viridiplantae; Streptophyta; Magnoliopsida; Brassicales; Brassicaceae
Biological process (GO): tRNA modification
Molecular function (GO): RNA binding
Source: RefSeq, a predicted model, not a curated record